Perognathus longimembris pacificus (Pacific pocket mouse) is the source of this 2482-nucleotide messenger RNA. RefSeq names its product pleckstrin homology like domain family B member 3 (gene Phldb3). NCBI's taxonomy places the organism in Eukaryota, Metazoa, Chordata, Mammalia, Rodentia, Heteromyidae. The coding region runs from base 299 to 2221 and encodes 640 amino acids. The transcript has 17 exons. The record is from RefSeq and is a predicted model, not a curated record.
GGCGGCCUCUCUCCGCCCUCUCUCCCGCCCUCCACCCCCCUGGCCCCGCCACCUGUCCUGCGACAGAAGCGGCGGUGCCGGAGCGGGGAGCGGAGCGCGCCGGAGCCUGGGCUGGGGCGUGUCUCCCCAGGAGCAAUCAGACUUCGCCCCAACCUCCUUCCCCGCCCGCGGGAUGCUCAGCGCCAGUCUUUGAACUCUCCGGCCACGCCCCGAGCGCCAGGGCCACGCCCCCGACCCGACAGGCCACGCCCCGAGCGCGCCCUGGCCACGCCCACCCCCGCUGGAAUCCAAAGCGGCCAUGGGGAAGCCCAGCAGCCCCGAGGAGGGGACCCCAGCCUCGCCGCCCGCCCCGGAAUGCGACCCCCAAGCCUUUCCCCGAGAAGCCGCUCCACCCCAGGGACUUUCCGAGGAGCCCCAAGUGCAAGAGGCGCCCGCGCUCCCCGCGGAGCUCCCGAGCGGCCCGGGAGCCAAGCAGCAAGCCGAGGAAGAGGAAGAAGUCGGGGAAGGCAGCAGCACCGAGAGCUGCCGGGAGGAGCUGGAGGCGGCGGCGCCCGCCCUGGCCACGCCCCCCGCACGCAUCCCCGUGGAGGACGGGGUGCGGGGGGCGGCGCGGCGGCUGCGGGCGCAGCAGCUGGAGGCGCUGACCCGCGUGGCCCUGAUGGAGCAGCGGGUCAAGGAGCUGCAGCGCCAGAGGAAGGAGCUGCGCAUCGAGAUGGAGGUGGAGGUGGCCCUGCUUCGGGGUGAGCUGGCCGGGGAGCGCGUGGCGGCCCGGCGGGAGGAGGAGCAGCUUCGGGAGCUGCUGGACCGGCAGGCGGACGCCGCGAAGGGCAGCCAGGAGCUGCGGGAGCAGGAGCAGAGGCGGCUGCACCAGGAGCGGCAGCGCGUGGAGCAUCUUCGCCAGAGACUCCGGGACGCCGAGGGGCAGCUGGAUUCCCAGCCCGAGGACCAGCGCGAGCGCUUUCUGCAUGGGGUGCAGGAGAUGAGGGAGCAGCUGGACGUGGCCCAGAGGGCCUAUGAGGACCUGGAGUUCCAGCAGCUGGAGCGGGAGAGCCGGCAGGAGGAGGAGGAUCGAGAUGGCCCUGGGGCCCCUACGCCAGACCCCAGGGUCCAGGAGCUCCAGGCUAGCGUGGCGCAACACAGGCGCCGCAUUCAGGUCCUAGAGGAGCAGCUCCGAUCACUGGGGGAGCAGAUGGCGGCUGAGAGCCGGGGGCUGAGCCGGAAGAAGGAGGAGGCCCUCCAGGCCCUGACCCAGGAGCGGAGUCGACUGUUGGAGCUCAGCAGCCUGCAGGAGACACCCGGGGGCGACUUCCCAGAGCCCAGCCAAGCCCUCACCAAGCUCCUGUUCACCCAGAAGACUGACCGCCAGUUGCUGGUGCUGCAGGACCCCGCCGCAGCCGCCGCUUCUGCCUCUUCCUGCCUCUUCUCCGUCCACAGCUCCCUGCAGGGCUCCAUUGGCCUCCAGAGGACUGGAAGUUUGCCCCGGAGAAGGGGCGAAAGGGUGAGCCAGAAGGGGUCUCCCCGACCUCUGUCUGUCCACUGUACAGGACCCCUGGAGGCCUCAGCCCUUGGCCCAGCUGUGGGGGGCUCAGGAAGACACCCGCUCUAUCAGCUGCUGAACUGUGGCCCUGGGAACAGCUAUGGAGCCCUGCACCCUGACAUUGCCCACAUGGAACGGUUACUGCAACAGGCUGUGGCAGAGAGAGAGCGGCUGCUCAAGGCCAGGGAAGGGACAAGGAGAGGCACAGAUGGACCCUCGGGCCCCGCGGUUCCUGCCAUCACGGCCCCGCCCCCGCCCCCACCACGCCCCCCUGGGCCUCGCGUCCUGGACCUCCGGCAGCACCUGGACCGCUGGGGUCACAACCCCGAAAGCUGCCCUCACGUGAGGGUGUCCGGGGGCUGCUGCCGUGGGCCUCUGGUGAAGAUGGGGGGCCGCAUCAAGACCUGGAGGAAGCGGUGGUUCUGCUUCGACCGCCAGGCCCGCCGCCUGGCCUACUAUGCCGACAAGGAGGAGACCAAGCUCAAAGGCGUCAUCUACUUCCAGGCCAUCGAAGAAGUCUACUAUGACCAUUUACGCUGUGCCUUCAAGAGCCCCAGUCCCCGCCUCACGUUCUGCGUGAAAACCUACGAACGCCUCUUUUACAUGGUGGCCCCGAGCCCGGAAGCCAUGCGCAUCUGGAUGGACGUCAUCGUGACAGCUGCGGACGAGAACCACGCCCCCUGACCGCUGGCCACGCCCCACGCGAGUCCCAAGACGCUGGCCCGCGCCCACUUCCGGUGAUCGCCUGGUCCCGCCCCCCGGAACUCUCGCGGGACGCCGGCCGGGGCUGCUGCUCAGCUGGCCUGAGCCGCGGUGGUCCGGGCGGCUGGUGGCUUCCUGCGUGGGGUUCCCGGUCCCCGGUCCCUGUCCGGGUCAGGGGAAGCUUGCGGGGAGCGGAUGCGACUAUUUAUUGGUGCUCCAGUGAUACCGAAUUAAACGUGAGGA